This is a messenger RNA of Aspergillus ibericus CBS 121593, 2391 nucleotides long. RefSeq names its product ALDH-like protein. The record is from RefSeq and is a predicted model, not a curated record. The coding region runs from base 1 to 2391 and encodes 796 amino acids. Gene Ontology annotation, molecular function: L-glutamate gamma-semialdehyde dehydrogenase (NAD+) activity; pyrroline-5-carboxylate reductase activity. Gene Ontology annotation, cellular component: mitochondrial matrix. The transcript has 3 exons. NCBI's taxonomy places the organism in Eukaryota, Fungi, Ascomycota, Eurotiomycetes, Eurotiales, Aspergillaceae.
AUGCCUACAGCUCAGUAUCCAGAACCUGCUAAUGCCGUUGGGCUCUCUUAUGAACCCGGCUCAGAUGAAAGAAAACACUUAAGAGCCGCUCUGGAGGAAAUGGAAAGCAGAACUGCCGAAGUCCCCAGCGUGAUUAAUGGGGAGCGUAUCUAUAGUGGUCAAAAAAGCAAGCAGCCCAACCCCUGGAACCACCAUGGCCCUUCACUGGCGGAAUAUCACGAAGUCGAUGCCGAUGCAGUCAAGAUGAAAGCCGUUCCAGGCGCACUGGCGGCAAGGAAUCAGUGGGCAAAUAUGCCAUUUCACCACCGGGCAGCCAUCUAUAAAAAGGCAGCCAAACUUGUCGAGUCCCCUAAAUAUAGAUGGAAACUCAUGGCGGCGACCAUGAUCGGACAAGGCAAGACGUGUGAACAGGCCGACGGCGACUGUAUCACCGAAGUCAUCGACACCUUGAAUUUCCACGUUCAUUUCUGUGCUCAGCUUUAUCGGCAACAGCCCCCCAAACAGUUUGACUCUUCUUCCAGUAAGCUCGAUUACCGGGCACUGGAGGGUUUUGUUCUGGCUGUUUCACCCUUCAACUUCACCGCACUUGGGGCUCACAUUGCGUUCACUCCGGCUCUGGUUGGCAAUGUCAUCAUUUGGAAACCGUCGCCUAUGGCUGUUCUCUCAAACUACAUUCUCUACGAAAUAAUGGAGGAAGCAGGGAUGCCCAAGGGGGUCAUCCAAUUCUUACCCGUCGCGGAUCCAGCCACCGUGGUCAAUCCAGCCCUCUCCAGCCCCCAUUUCGCCGGGCUGCAUUAUACUGGAUCUUCGACCGUGCUGAGAUCUCUAUUCACACAGAUCGGCAUGAAUACUUCAAUGUACAAGAAUUUCCCUCGAAUUGUUGGAGAGAGCGGAGGGAAAAAUUUCCAUCUCAUCCACAACUCCUGCACAGAGGACACUGAUUGGGUCGCAUCCGCAGCGAUACGGUCAGCCUAUGAAUUCCAGGGUCAGAAGUGCAGUGCCCUGUCCCGGCUCUACGUUCCCAAGUCUAUGUGGCAGCAAGGCGACUUGAAACACGCUCUUUUACGAGAAGCCGCGAAGAUGACGCAUGGCAGCGAUGUAGAAGAGCUGCAUCAUCCACUCGGUCCAAUGAUAUCUGGGGCAUCAUUUAGCCGGUUUGAGGAAUUCGUGCAGCGCGCCAAAGAAGAAGGCCAUGUAUUGCUUUACGGCGGAGAAGUGAACGGAAGCAAGGGCUUUUUCGUGCAACCUGCGAUUUUCGAAGUAGAUGAGACCAAGCUUACAAAAGAUUCGGACAUAAUGACCAAGGAACUCUUUGGUCCGCUUUUCGUGGUUCAUCCUUAUGACGAUAUGGCUCCCGCCGGCUUCAAAGAUGUCUGCAGGUUAAUCGACAGGACCUCUGAAUAUGCUCUGGCUGGUUCGCUAUUUGCCCGCGAUAGGGAAGCCAUCUGGACUGCGGACCAGAUUCUCCGAGACUCAGUUGGUAUGUUUUGCAUUAAUGAUAAGAGCACUGGCGCUGUUAUUGGCGCUCAUCCGUUCGGAGGAGCCCGGUCCAGUGGUACCAAUGACAAAGCCAAUUCGAUGAAUGUCCUGCUCAGGUUCACAAGCAUUCGCGUUAGCGUCAAGCGUCUUAUCGCCACGGUUGGAACCGCACCCUCCAAGUCCCGAGUAGAAGAAGCUCUGUCCCAGCACGCCUCCAAGGUGACUGUUCUUACAUGCGAAGAGAAUAGUCGCGCUGUCGAAGAAGCCGACAUUGUAAUACUCGCAGUGAAGCCUUUCAAAAGAACCGAUGUAUUUUCUACGCCGGGCUUCAAAGAAGCCAUUGCCGGCAAACUUGUAUUGAGCAUCAUGGCGGGGAUCACACUUGCAGAGCUAUCUCGUUUGACAUAUGGUGAAGCAGCAUCACAAAGGACACACUCAUUUCAAGUUGUUCGGGCGAUGCCGAACAUGGCAGCCAGGAUCCGGCAAGCUGUGACGUUGUACACUUCUUGCACCACCGUCACACCAGACAAUCUUGAGAUUGCUGCGUGGACAUUCGACCAAAUAGGGGAGGUACAUCGGAUUCCUGAAUCAUCUUUCGACAUCUGUGCGGUGCUGGUCGGCUGUGCCGGGUCUCUCUUGUUGCUCGCCAUCGAUGGACUGCUGGACGCAGCAGUUGCCGAGGGUGUCCGGAGACCAGAGGUGCAGAACCUCGUGGUUAACAGUGCCAUUGGAAUGAUGAAGUUGGUUCCUGCCGGGGACCAUCCGGGAGUCCUUAGGGAGAAAAUUGCGUCCCCUGGUGGAUGCUCCAUCCGGGCUCUGUUGGAGUUGGAGAAGCUGGGUGUUCGGUCGGCGUUCACUAGUGCUAUCUUGGCGGCUGCGGAGAAGUCCAAGCGUAUGUCGUCUUCUCGAUGA